AUGUCUUCCAACGUCGGUCUUACAACACCUAGAGGAAGUGGAACUUCAGGUUAUGUCCAAAGAAAUCUUGCGCAUAUCAAACCCCGCGAUCAAGGCAAGCCAUAUCCUACGGAUAUCGACAGUCUUAGACACAGACAACGACAACCAGAUAAAGGAAUCCUUGAGCAUGAUAGAAAACGAGAAGUCGAGGUCAAGGUGUUUGAGCUGCGCGACAAAUUAGAGGAAGAGGGAGUCGAUGAAGAAGAAAUUGAAAUACAGGAAGAGGCAUUGCGUAAGAAGCUAUUGAAGGAGAUGGAAAGAGGUAAUGGACCAAGCAGGAAAGGUUUAAAGAUGCAUCAAGUCCAUGAAUUGGCAGAAGCAAAGAUCAAGCAAGAUAAUAAGUUCAGGAGUGCCUUGGGUAUUUCUAAGGACUACAAGGAGGGUGGCCACUGGCAGAAGCAGGAAGAGAGACAAAAAGCUGCAAUGGAAAAGAAUGGCGAAGGAUCUGCAGCUCCAUCCGAUAGAUGA
This is a messenger RNA of Botrytis sinoallii, 507 nucleotides long. RefSeq lists its product as uncharacterized. The record is from RefSeq and is a predicted model, not a curated record. Bases 1 to 507 code for a protein of 168 amino acids. The transcript is spliced from 2 exons. NCBI's taxonomy places the organism in Eukaryota, Fungi, Ascomycota, Leotiomycetes, Helotiales, Sclerotiniaceae.